This is a messenger RNA of Toxotes jaculatrix (banded archerfish), 1191 nucleotides long. RefSeq names its product renin (gene ren). The coding region runs from base 1 to 1191 and encodes 396 amino acids. Gene Ontology annotation, molecular function: aspartic-type endopeptidase activity. Gene Ontology annotation, biological process: angiotensin maturation. The transcript has 9 exons. The record is from RefSeq and is a predicted model, not a curated record. NCBI's taxonomy places the organism in Eukaryota, Metazoa, Chordata, Actinopteri, Toxotidae.
AUGACACUAUUGAUGAAUUACUGGUUGAGUCUGGCUACUCUGUCACUGACAGUGACUACGAGCCAUGCCUUGAGAAGAAUCACCCUGAAGAAAAUGCCAUCCAUCAGAGACACACUGCGGGAGAUGGGUAUUUCAGCAGAGCAGGUGUUGACUGAGCUGGUCCAGAAGAGCACAGCUGACAACAACAAUGGGACUGUUCCCACACCUCUAACCAACUACUUGGAUACUCAGUACUUUGGGGAAAUCAGUAUUGGUUCUCCGGCCCAGAUGUUCAACGUGGUGUUCGACACAGGCUCAGCCAAUCUGUGGGUGCCCUCGCAAAGCUGCUCACCGUUCUCCACUGCCUGUUUUACUCACAACAGAUAUGAUGCCUCCAAAUCCUGGACUUAUGUUGAGAAUGGUACCGGAUUUUCCAUCCAGUACGCCUCUGGAAAUGUCAGGGGAUUCCUGAGUGAAGAUGUGGUCGUGGUCGGUGGUAUUCCUGUGGUGCAGGUGUUUGCCGAAGCCACCUCUCUGUCUGCCAUGCCAUUCAUCUUUGCCAAGUUUGAUGGAGUCCUGGGGAUGGGUUACCCCAACGUGGCCAUUGAUGGCAUCACUCCUGUGUUUGACCGCAUCAUGUCUCAGCAUGUCCUCAAGGAAGAGGUGUUCUCUGUCUACUACAGCAGGGACCCAAAACACUCCCCAGGGGGAGAGCUGGUCCUUGGCGGCACAGACCCAAACUACUACACUGGAAACUUUAACUAUUUGGACACAAGAGAGACGGGCAAAUGGGAAGUUACCAUGAAAGGCGUUUCUGUGGGGACGGAGUUGAUGUUUUGUGCAGAGGGCUGCACAGCGGUGAUCGACACGGGCUCCUCCUACAUCACGGGCCCAGCCUCCUCUGUGUCCAUGUUGAUGAAAACCAUAGGGGCACAGCUGGAUGAAAGUGGAUACAAAGUCAACUGUGACACGGUCAAGACAUUGCCGAGUGUGACUUUCCACCUGGGUGGCCAUGAGUACUACUUAACUCAAGAGGACUACAUCUUAUGGCAGUCACAGAUCGAAGGGGAUGUCUGCACAGUCACCUUCAGGGGCUUGGAUGUGCCACCCCCUACUGGUCCCAUCUGGAUUCUGGGGGCUAACUUCAUUGCCCGCUAUUAUACAGAGUUUGAUCGUCGUAAUAAUCGGAUAGGCUUUGCUACAGCAGUCUGA